Messenger RNA from Parasteatoda tepidariorum (common house spider), 1009 nucleotides. NCBI's taxonomy places the organism in Eukaryota, Metazoa, Arthropoda, Arachnida, Araneae, Theridiidae. The record is from RefSeq and is a predicted model, not a curated record.
AUCAUACGCAUUAAAAGAUAAGAAAUGGUCGAUUUUUAAGUACUCCCAUUUCUCGAAUAUUUGUUUAAAAAAGUCCACAGCCUGCCUAAACUGUAAAAUAGUAGUUUCACUUCAAUAAAAAUUCAUAAAAAGAAAAUAUGAAUAUCCAAUUCGAUGGUAAAAGAGCUCUAGUUACCGGAGCAGGAAAAGGUAUUGGAAAAGCAGUGACUAUUAGGCUGGCUGAAUGUGGAGCUGAAGUUGUCGCUGUCAGCCGCACGCAAUCAGAUUUAGAUGAAUUAAAAACAAUUAGCAAGAAUAUAAAAACGGUUUUCUUGGACAUUGGAAAUUGGGAAUCUACAAAAUCUGUUAUUGAGAGUGUCGGACCUAUUGACUUGUUGGUAAAUAAUGCCGCUGUUGUGAAACCCCUUGAUUUUGGCAACAUGACAGAGCAGGACAUUGACGAGACCUACAACAUCAAUUUAAAGGCAAUCAUAAAUAUUACUCAAAUUGUUGCCAAUGGCAUGAAAGAGCGAGGAAAGGGAGGAUCCAUUGUAAAUGUAUCAAGCAUAGGAAGUUUUCAAUGUACUCCUUCUAUAGGAAUAUAUGCCUCGAGCAAAGCUGCUGUAGAUCAACUAACAAGAUGUAUGGCAACAGAGUAUGGACCUCACAAUAUCAGAGUGAAUUCUGUUAAUCCUACUGCUAUACGCACAAACAUGGCGGCUGAAGCAUUUGAAGAAGGUAAUGAAGCUGGAAUGAAAAUGGCAGAAAGGACACCUCUGAAAAGAUUAGGAGAGGUUGAUGAUGUAGCCUAUCCUAUCUUAUUUUUAUUGAGUGACUAUGCAUCUUUAAUUUCGGGAAUUAUAAUGCCUAUUGAUGGAGGUAUCACAAAUCUUUUCUAGGAAUGUUUUCUUUCAAGAACAUCAAAUCUGAAAAUAAGAAUGUAUGUUGCUUGUCAUUUAAAACUAACCCUAAAUCCAUGUAAAAAAACCAUUUAUUAUUUUUUUAAAAAAUAAAACAUGUGAUAAAAAUA